Penicillium maclennaniae is the source of this 1596-nucleotide messenger RNA. RefSeq lists its product as uncharacterized. The transcript is spliced from 3 exons. NCBI's taxonomy places the organism in Eukaryota, Fungi, Ascomycota, Eurotiomycetes, Eurotiales, Aspergillaceae. The record is from RefSeq and is a predicted model, not a curated record. Bases 1 to 1596 code for a protein of 531 amino acids.
AUGGAUGCGCAGUAUCCCUUUGCCUCACGCGACGAUAUUUGGCGUGUCCUUGAUGAGCUGAAGGAGAUCCAGGUCGCUCAGUAUGAACAGGGCGAGCGAAUCGCACGGCUGGAACGUCGUCGCGACGAUGAUGCGAGGUUGAAAAGCCUCUGGGGUCCUACAUCGCCUUUUCCGACCUUGGUUGCGGGUACCGUCCCGUCAGACACCACCUUCAAUUCUCCUCCGGACCCUUUCAAGGGCUUUGAUGAUGGGCAUCAUCACGGGCUGUCUACAUCUACUGUUGGGCUCGAGGGAGAAGACGAGCCUCGACGUGGAGCCUCCCGGGCGAACAGCGUACGGUUUGACGAGACUGCGAAUCAUGGAUACUACGGACAAGCCAAUCGAUCCAGCACGGAUCUUCCUGUGCGAACUGGAAGUGGGAUGGGAGGCCACCCCCUCACCGAGAGGUCCCUUUCUCAUCGGUCUGAUGGCAGGAUGAGCUCGUCUGGAUUUUCGCAUCAAUCGGCCCGCACUAAUAGUCUGGGACUGGACAGUCGAGGGCUGUCAGCCUCUUCACUUGAAGCGUCUCCUAUGACUCCACCCCCUGGAUUGUUCUUGCUUGGGCCCGUGCCCUCCAUCAUUCGCUGCUGGCUGACAACCAACUUCUCCAACGACUCGCUCCUCUAUGCGGCUGUGUGUUCGGGCUCUUACGUGUCUUCCCUAGGCUCAACCCUGAUUUCUAAGCUUGGACUUGAGCAGUCUGUUAUGCACAAUGAAGAUAGGCCUUACAUUAAGCUUUCUCUGUACCUUACCGAAGCUAGACUUCAACAGUCAUCCUCACGCCCAGCGAGCCCCCAACCUGAGCCCCAGAUACCGUCGGUGAAGAUCAAAUUUCUGAGUGAUGUGCUUCGCUCAUCUAAUGCCGAGAUAUCUUUUUCCGACGACAGGAUGUCCAUGGUGGACGAUGAUGGUAAUCGGGUUUGCAUUCGACUCGUGCGUCCUGAGAGAGACUCUACAUUCAAGUACCUGUGUACUGGCCCUGACACUACGCACAAGAGCUGCCAGUCCUCGCAAACCAAUGGGAAGUACUCUAUAGGAGCCAUUGGCCAGUCUAGUUCGGCUGCAAAUCAAUCAAGCUCAGCACCUGUAUCAGGACGCCUUUCCAUCAGCUCCGCAGACGAACCCCACAGGCUUCAAUUCCACGAUUUCAGCGACUCCCCAAACAGCCGAUCGACUUACCCUCUCUCGGCCACCGCUACAGAUCAACCACAAACCACAAGUACCAAGGCUGAUGAAGGCGGUGUGUGGGGACCAUGGCGCCGUGAGUCAAAGCAAGAGGCUGCUGCCGCACUCAAAGCUACAAAUGCACGAGCUCGCACGAUGAAAGUCCUUCGACCCUCCAGUCGCGUCAUCUCUGCUUCGACAUCCACCCACGCCACUUCCGAUCACCAUGGGAAUCAAAGCAGUCACUCAGAGAAUAUUCCGCCAGGGCAGUCUGCAGGUCGGGCUUCUACCGAAGAGAAUCGAUCUGGCAAGGCUCCAGCGUCCAACCCCGUUGGAGGCGCAUCUGCAUUCGGAUGGCUCAAAUCGAGUUCAUCUGGUGCGCGCCAGUUCUAG